GCGGCGGGCCGGGCGGGAGGCGGCGGCGGCGGCGGCGGGGCGAUGUCGGCCAGCGCCGUCUACGUGCUGGACCUGAAGGGGAAGGUUCUGAUCUGUCGGAAUUACCGUGGAGAUGUGGACAUGUCCGAGGUGGAGCAUUUUAUGCCAAUCCUCAUGGAAAAGGAAGAAGAGGGGACACUUUCUCCUAUUCUAGCACACGGGGGAGUUCGUUUUAUGUGGAUUAAGCACAACAACUUGUAUCUUGUUGCAACUUCGAAGAAAAAUGCUUGUGUAUCACUGGUGUUUUCAUUUUUAUAUAAAGUAGUUCAGGUUUUUUCUGAAUAUUUCAAGGAGUUGGAAGAAGAGAGCAUUAGGGAUAAUUUUGUUAUUAUUUAUGAGUUGUUAGAUGAGCUUAUGGAUUUUGGCUAUCCACAAACCACUGAUAGUAAAAUAUUACAAGAGUACAUCACUCAGGAAGGUCACAAACUUGAAACUGGAGCUCCACGUCCGCCUGCCACUGUUACAAACGCUGUUUCAUGGAGAUCAGAAGGGAUAAAAUACAGGAAGAAUGAAGUUUUCCUGGAUGUUAUAGAGUCUGUUAACCUCUUGGUCAGUGCCAAUGGAAACGUGUUACGGAGUGAGAUCGUUGGGUCCAUUAAAAUGCGAGUCUUUCUCUCGGGAAUGCCUGAGCUGCGCCUUGGUUUGAACGACAAAGUUCUCUUUGAUAACACAGGCCGUGGCAAAAGUAAAUCAGUAGAACUGGAAGAUGUAAAGUUUCACCAGUGUGUUCGUCUCUCUCGCUUUGAAAACGACAGGACAAUUUCUUUCAUUCCACCUGAUGGAGAGUUUGAACUCAUGUCCUAUCGUCUCAACACCCACGUGAAACCACUCAUCUGGAUUGAGUCUGUGAUUGAAAAACAUUCCCACAGCCGCAUCGAGUACAUGAUCAAGGCAAAAAGUCAAUUUAAACGUAGAUCAACUGCCAACAAUGUGGAGAUUCACAUUCCAGUUCCAAACGACGCCGACUCGCCAAAGUUUAAAACCACUGUUGGAAGUGUCAAAUGGGUUCCAGAGAACAGUGAAAUUGUCUGGUCCAUUAAAUCUUUUCCAGGUGGAAAAGAAUACCUGAUGAGAGCUCACUUCGGACUUCCCAGUGUUGAAGCUGAAGAUAAAGAAGGAAAACCUCCCAUUAGUGUAAAGUUUGAGAUUCCAUAUUUCACCACUUCAGGAAUCCAGGUUCGUUACUUAAAGAUAAUUGAGAAGAGUGGUUACCAGGCUCUGCCGUGGGUCCGUUACAUCACCCAGAACGGAGACUACCAGCUUCGAACACAGUAAAGCACCUCGCAAGCACCACAGACGACAAAACUUCAGCCCUAGAAAUUUGUUUGCAGAAGCUUCUGUGGUACUGAGAGCCGUGAAUGUUGUUGCCAAGGGUCUUGUUUCUGCAAUCUUGGAUUGGCAGGCGAAAGAUUGGAAAUUUCCUGUUUUCAAUAAUGUGUUUUGAGCAUCUUGAACCAUUAGUAUUGAUUGUGUGAAUAUUUAUUUCAUUUCUUAGAACAUGCUGAUCUUGCUGCUAAAUGCUAAUUACAUUAGGAGUAGCAGUCACCUUGAGGAGCCAGGGAUACAGAACGAGCCUUGAGAAUGUCUUGUCAAUGCCUUGUCCGUUACAUUCGCAACGUUUCUAGGAUUUUAGGAUCUCUGAAGACAUUGGCAGCAUUAUGCUACAAAUUAGGGAGACGAUUGUGCAAUUAAAUGACUGCUGAACACUUGGUUGUAUUUAGCCCAAGGUAUUUUUUUUUUUUUUUUUGCUGGGCAUAUGGGUGCCUUAACUCAUUCAAAGCUCUGUUAACUUAUAAAAAUUUACAGAAUAUGAGUUGAAACUAUCCAAAGUCAAAAAGUACCAUUUGUUCUUUUUUGCGUGGCUUCAAACCAAUUGAUCUGAUGGCACAACUUCCAUUGAAGGGUUUGGAAACAAAAAUAUAGGUGUGUUAAAGACUAAGUUAACUGAGACCAGGAGAUGGCAGAAGCAAAUGUCUCUGGGAAGGUCUCUGUGGAAGCAGGAUGUUGGUGAGUUCAGGUUAGUGGAAACCCAGACUGAAGAGUUUCAACCCUCUGACACCCCCUAGGGUGUGGAAACCCUAUGCCAAUUGACUAGUAUUUCCAUGUUUUAAAUUCUGUUCAUAAAGCAAGUUCAGAACUGUAAUAUGUAGUAGUCGUAAGACCUUAGAUUAAUUAUUAAAAAAAAAAAAGACCAAACAAUUUUGGAGGUGAUGAAAUUUGGUAGGAAGAUUCAGGGGGGGGUUAUUUUUCCAGAUAAUAGUAAUAUACUCCAACCUCUUCCUGACAUUGAUUGUUGUUUAUGAAAAGGCUGAUAAAAAUACCGUUGCCAUCUUUCUUCCAGCUUGCCUUUGUGUUAACUUACGGCAAAUAUUUCCCUUUUUUGCUAUAGUUUGCUAGAAUUGUUUAACUCUCUUUGCCCUAAGGGGGAUGCUUUCUUUCUCAGUCUUUUCCGUUCGUAAGCAACUAUUAUUAGAACUUCCUGGCAGAAUGGAUUACAGUUCAGAACGUUAUACUUAAAGGUAUUAUUUUUUUUUUUUACAUGCUGUUUUCAUUUUUUUUCUGAGAAGCUAAGAUUGGCAUGGGUGUACAUAGUUAUUUUGAUUUUUUUCAGGAAAAUUUUGACGGUUAUCAGUAUUUUCUUUUGACAAUUUUUUUUUUUUUUUAAGAAUGUCUUGGGUUGAAUUUAGUACUUCUGAUGUGCUAAAUUUAAACCACUGAAAUCUAAAUCUAUGUCCACAAACGUGAUGUCAUACACUGUGCGCAAGGUUCUCCGCACCACUCUGACAGUCCUUGACUCUCCCUCGAGACUGAGAAGUCCUCGUCCCCACAAAAUCCAUGUAGACUAUAUAUAGAGAGAGAACUGUGUAUGCAGUAUAUACUAUUAGCAAAAAAAAAAUGAACUAAAUUCCCCUGAGAUGCAGCUGCUGUAACAUUUUGGGAAGGACUGGUCUCUGAAGGCAUCCAGGCAUUCUGGUUGGGCCAGGGGUAGGUGUGCACAGGGAUAUUUUGGAGGAAGGUUACUGUAGUGUCACCCAAUGAGCUCGAUGUUGAAACAAAUGAAAUCAUCUUGUUCAAGAUUUUGGUUCCACUGCUCAUUUUCAUUUGAACAAUUAAGCUUAUGACUGGACUAAACAUUUUUAUAUUAAAACUGUAACUGGUUGACAAAUCACUUUCCGAUGACUCUAUUCUUCAAACUGUUCGCUUCAAUUAUUUGCCUGUGAAAUGUGACUUUUAAUGGCUUCAUUUCUUUUUCUGUUGAAAAUUGUAUCUUGUGGACCAGAACAGUGUUUGUUUUUUUUUUUCUCACAUUUUGUUGCAAUUUGACUUGAUUUUGAUGAUGGGGCAUCAGCCGUGCUUGUCCGGGAAGUAAUAAAGGGCCAAAAGUCCUCUUGGAAUCA
This is a messenger RNA of Calidris pugnax (ruff), 3437 nucleotides long. RefSeq names its product adaptor-related protein complex 1 mu 1 subunit (gene AP1M1). Gene Ontology annotation, biological process: vesicle-mediated transport; intracellular protein transport. The transcript has 12 exons. The record is from RefSeq and is a predicted model, not a curated record. The coding region runs from base 43 to 1314 and encodes 423 amino acids. Gene Ontology annotation, cellular component: clathrin-coated vesicle; clathrin adaptor complex. Gene Ontology annotation, molecular function: clathrin-cargo adaptor activity. NCBI's taxonomy places the organism in Eukaryota, Metazoa, Chordata, Aves, Charadriiformes, Scolopacidae.